Aspergillus clavatus NRRL 1 is the source of this 1389-nucleotide messenger RNA. RefSeq names its product proline-rich nuclear receptor coactivator motif-containing protein. The transcript has a single exon. The coding region runs from base 1 to 1389 and encodes 462 amino acids. NCBI's taxonomy places the organism in Eukaryota, Fungi, Ascomycota, Eurotiomycetes, Eurotiales, Aspergillaceae. The record is from RefSeq and is a predicted model, not a curated record.
AUGUCGACCCCUUCUCCCACACCUCCCACACCUCGAGGCCCUCGAAACAACAGACGCAAUCAGAAGAAAACCACCACUCCGUCUGUUCAGAAAGUGGCCAUGCUUACUACCCCUCCCUCGUCACCACCGAGGAACUCGAGUCCUGGAGAAGUCGCUACCGAUUCAUCGAUUAAUGUUAAUCUUUCCAAGAAAAAGAACCCUCGGCCCAACAGGAAACCGCGCGAGACACCCAAACCUUCUCAGAUUCAGAACAAUGGACACCGACACACCUCUUCGCAUCCAGCCAACGUGACUCCCCAGGUGAAAGACAGCCCUCACUAUGCAGGCCCGACGUUCCAUGCCUCGCCAGCUCCUUCUGCGCUCCCCAUUCCAAGCUUUUUCUCCAAGUCGCUACCGGGACCAGAAUCUGUCGAAGAAAUUGAUGGUGACCAUGCCGAAGCCGAGCCUGAACUUGAUAGCACACCAUCGAAACCGAGACCACGUUUUCAACCCCAGCCCGAGGCGCAACAGUCAACACCCCUUGACUUCUUAUUCAAAGCCGCUGUUGAAGCUCGAAGCUCUCAGUCUCAGCGCAGUCCGGAAGCCAACAAACGGGUUCGGUCUCCGCAGACAGAAUCUAGGGCUCAAAACCACAGAAUGGCCAACGGGGCUCCUGGGGGAGCCUUUCCCCCUGAAAUGGGAAGUCCGGGGAUUCCGAGUUCCUACAUCGGACCACCUUUUGCCGCAUCCUACAGAGAUCGCAUGGAUGCGUUGCGGUCUACGAGCUCUACCUCUUCCUCUAAUUCGGAGCUCGACGAGGAACAACGAAGGGCGAAGACCGAAGCCCUUAAAGACCUCUUGCUGAACCCUCGACCACAGAAGCCGUCAACUACAUCUUCUUUGAGUCAGAGCAGUGCCAAUAGUUAUGGAGUGCGAUCAAAUUUUGAUCACAACGUUCCUCACUACGCGACUCCCCUGAGGACCACCUCGGGUCCCCCAGCUACCGGUUCCCAGGACCUGUCACGUCAUCGACAACAUUCGUUCGGCGGAAACGGGUUACAGUCUCCUUUUUCGCAUCCUCAAAUUAAUGGUUCCCAACACUAUCAGAAUUCACCUCAUCGGAGGGACGUUCUUUCGGCAAACUCUGCAAAUGGCGCAAAUAUUCAUGGGGGCCCAUCUCCCUCUCCGUUUGGAUUCUACGGUUCUGCGAAAGAUCCGCAUCAUUACGCACAGCAGCCUAUGUACUAUCCUCCUGUGCACCAACAAUCUCCGGAUUUUCGAACUAUGCCGGCGAAGACGUCCUCUCCUGCUCUUGACACCAGGAAGAUGGAAGAUGAUCUGAGACGUAUCCUGAAGCUCGAUGCAAAUCCCGGUUAUGCAUCCAGCGGUAUCCAGAGCUCAUUCGCUUAG